UUUGCCGGACGUGUAACUUUAUACACAGUAGUGUGCUUAAUGCAACAAAUCGUGGGAAAGAGGUAGCUGCAUAUAAAACCUGCAUUUGGGUGCGUCAUAUCAUGUGAUUCUUAAACGUACAAGAUCUCAUGAUCCCCCAUUUACUGCGUUGCUGACCAAAAAGACUGUCGCAUUUCAGUUUUUGAACAUCGCAGUCAUUCAAGACUCCAAUCUUAUGCAGUACGUGCUUUAACUCACCUGUAAUAUCAACAAUGGAGUACAACAGAUAUUGUCUGUUCCCCCUGUUCUUUGUGUUCGGUGUGAUAGCUGUGCUGUUUGUGUGUCUGGGUCUAACCAUAGGCCUGGGACAUAACACAAGUCCCGUGUUCAUCAGUGAGACUGGGCAGUACCCUCCUGAGCAAGGAAUCUUCACCAUGACAAAUAACAUCGGCGCUGUCGGCAUCGCUACAACACAGAUUCUACACUAUCGCUACGUCGCACAAUAUGGCGGACCGACCAGGCUGAACAAGGUUACCCUGGUAGUGGGGCUGUUAGCAGACCUGGGACUUAGUAUUGCCGGCGCUUUUCAGAUCAACAACAUACCUGAGGUUCACGACUUAGGAGCAGCGAUGACUUUUCUCCUUGGUACGACAUACGGGUGGCUACAGACUCUCCUCACGUACAAACUACGACAUACUGGCACAACCAUGGGUACAUUCGGUCUGAGGUUGUUUCUAUCGGUUCUCGUGACGGGAACUUUGGUGCCGUUUUUAGUAACCUACAGUUUGUUAGCGGACACUCCAGACAUGCGAGUAGUGCCUGUGACCUUAGAAUGGAUCCUGGCAAUCUCGAUGCUGACCCAUCUGGCCACACUUGCGUGGGAGCUAAGGAAGGUGACAGCUAUCGUCAUUUCCUUGGACAUAGAAGGGUUAUUUGACGUACAGAAGAAAGCAAAGGCUUCUCUCUCUAGCAUUUCGACAGAGACCAUUUAGUAAGUACUGUACAAAUGGCGAGUGGGGCGCAUUUGUAAGCAAAUAUACCUUCAACAAUAUCUAAGUGCAUACUACACUAUACACAUGGGCCAUGCUAGUUUCAAAGCUCCACGAAUACUCUAUCGUUCGGAGUAUUAACGACAUAUCAAUAGGGAAUGAGGAGGAAGAUUAUAAGUACAUUUCGUACUUGAUUCAAUCAUAACUAUUUAUUCUCUGAGGAAUUAUGACUUUAGUACCCGCUUCUGGAGUGGAAUGCUCUUCUAAAUGUAGAGCAGACUAUAUGUAGGUUCUAUGAAUUAAGUAUUUGAAUGAAUGGAGAAUUGAAUGGAGACACAG
This is a messenger RNA of Branchiostoma floridae (Florida lancelet), 1307 nucleotides long. RefSeq names its product DNA damage-regulated autophagy modulator protein 1-like. Lineage: Eukaryota; Metazoa; Chordata; Leptocardii; Amphioxiformes; Branchiostomatidae. Bases 252 to 971 code for a protein of 239 amino acids. The transcript has a single exon. The record is from RefSeq and is a predicted model, not a curated record.